AUGAUCAAAGAUAGAAUUUUUUCCAAGAAUUUCUUUUUAUGGACCAUAACUGUGGUGUUAGCAUUACCGAAGUGUUUUAAGACUGCACGGAAAGUAGGAGCGAAAGAUUCUAAACGAAAAAAAGAAAAAAUGCAGGAAAAUAGAUCAGAAAACCGAAAAGCAGAGGAAGGGACACAGAAAAGCAAUGAAAGGCAACACAAAGAGAUUUACGAUUCGAACGAAUACAUCUCUGGCGCAGUAUGCGUAAAAGACGGGACAGUGCCUAUGAAUAUUUUACGGCUUCAUACGGAUGGUUUGUUGUUAGUGUCGCAAGGAGGAGAUCCGGAUUAUAUGAUUACACUUUGGAAUUGGCAGAGGUCUCAAAUAACAUUAAAAUGCAAGUCUUAUAAUCGGGAUGUUUAUAAUGUUACAAUAUCUGCGUCAUCAUCUGAAUAUUUGGUGACUAGUGGAUCUGGACACAUAAAGUUUUGGAAAAUCUCCAACACGUUUACUGGGCUAAAAUUAAAAGGCGAAAUUGGCAGAUUUGGCCAGACAGAAAUAUCUGAUAUUAUUGGUGUAUAUAUCAUGCCAGAUGGAAAAGUCGUAUCAGGUUGUGAGUGGGGAAAUAUUUUACUGUGGGAAGAAGGCUUAAUCAGUCUGGAAAUAUGCAGGAAACACAGACAGCCUUGUCAUGCUAAACCAAUUACACAAUUUGAGUAUUUAAACGGAGAACUGAUAUCAGUUGGUAUGGAUGGAUGGAUUAGAGUUUGGUUCUACGAGACGAUAGAUCAAGCGGAUAUUCACGAUGAGGAUCGCUUUUUAGAAAUCCAACCCGUUUAUGAAUUUCAAAUCGGCGAAACGCUCAGUUCGAUGCUUAUGUGCAUGUGUAAACAGGAGCCGGACAAUCCGGAAAAUACAUUUUGGUAUGCUCAAGAUGGAAAUGGUGGGAUAUGGUUAAUUGAUUUGCAUAUAUCAAAGGCAGAAAGUCCACGGAAGAUAUUUACAUGUCACGCGGGACCUGUGGUUGACAUGGAUAAUGCAACAUGGGGACCUUUUGUGGCAACGAUUAGCAAAGCUGGACAAUUACAUAUUUACAAUUACAUGGAAAAAAAAUUAAUUUUGGAUCAUAAAUUCAAUGACAUCGGUAGUCAAGUCGUCUGGUUUCCAUGUAAAAUUGAAGCGACAGGAUUAAUGCUCGCUUGUGCUUUUGGGAGUGGUGUUAUUCGGGUAAUUGCCGUAACAAUAUCAGCAGCCAACGUCGACACUAAAAACGAUUGUCUCAAAUUGAUACAGAUUAUAAGACCGCACAGAAUGGCAAUAACCGCGAUGUCUCUAAACCCAUCGUGCAACUUGCUGGUGACUGGUAGCGAAGACUCAACUGUGUUUAGUUUCUCUAUCACGGUAACCGACACUCAUCCAGUCAUCGUACCAAUUGGCUUCAUCGAAGUACCUUCGGGAGUCACGUGUCUCACAUGGAAGCCACAUUGUGAAACGACAUUGUUAAUUGGAUGCAUAAGAGGAGAUUGUGUAGAAGUUGUAUUACCAAGCACACCUCAAACGUAUACCACUGUCUCGUACAAACUUGUACAAUGCUUGUUGAAAACAUUUCAGUUCUAUUCUGUAAAAUCUGCCAUUAGAAGGGAAUUGAUGCGUAUAAAACGCGAGGAAGAAAGGAAGGAAAGAAUGGCAAAGAGACGCGAAGAAGUAAUUCGAUUAAUGGUCGAAAGUCCCGAAAUGGAGAUUAGCGAAGAAGAACUUUUCGCGGAUAUUGAAGAAGAGCCGUUACCGGAAAUAUAUAUACCGAAAAUACCAAACAAGAUAUUAACGGCGCAAUACAUCAGUCGUGAUAUCAUUUGGUUGUCAAUGGCGGGCUUCGACGCGGGGUACAUAUACGAGUACCCAAGUCCGGAAUCUGUUGAAGAAGAUGUUAUCGGCAAGGAACCUGUUAGAAGUACCGUAAUAUAUGACGCGGAUGACAUGGAAAUACGAAGUUGGCUAUUCUAUAAGCAGAGAAAAUAUUUAUUUUUGGGAAUGGAACACGGACAGAUACGUGUUUGCAAAUAUAAAUCCGAGGACUACACGGAUCUCUCGGAUUAUUGGAUACUUCCGAUGCACGAUAAUUAUAACGGCUAUAUUCCGAAAAUGAUUCUCAGCCACGACCAGAAGAUGUUAUUUACAUGUGGACAUGACGGAAACUUGUUUUCUUAUGAGAUAAACGACGACACAUCACCAGAAGCAAUCGAAUUCGAGACGGCCGCGGAAACAUCAUCCUUGUCGUACGUAUUCGGUAUUGAAGAUCUCGAGGAAAUCGAUACGUACGCGAGUCUAGAAGAGACGAUUCAAAAAGCUGAACAGGACAGGGUUGCGAGGGAAGCGGGACAGUGUAAACGUCAAACUCGUGAGAUAUUGUUCAAACUGAGUGAGAAAUACAGCAAUAUUGUGAAGAGGAAUAACACACUAUCGAAGCCUCAUCAAAUAUCUCGCGAGGAACUAGAAUUGGAUUCCAGAAUUACGGCUGAUCUAAAUCAGGAAUUGGAAACGGAGAUGGCCACAGUGCGAGAAAGAUUCGCAUUUAAAGUGGAGAGGAGUGAAAUUGGAUUGCAGAAACUCAUGGAACACUUUAUCCAUUCUAUCACAGGCUUGCCGUUCGUAGUCUACAAAAUCUUACAACCUAAUAGUGCGGUCCAUUCUCUGCGUCAGCACGUUUUGAACACCGAUGGCAUCCUGCCGCAUGUGGAUACGGUAAAACAUGUACACACGCUCAAUAAGCAAACUAAUGGAGCCAGUGUAACGAAGGAUCCGGUGCAGUAUUAUAAAAAAGAACAACAAGAAGAAGGGAAAACUGAAGAAGAAAUUGAGACGGAAAAAAUACAAGAACAAGCGAUCGCGGACAUCUUGAAAGGCGUGAAUUACGAGGAUGUAGAUAGCAGCCAGAAAAUUCGAUUGAAUCAAAUGCUACGUAAAUAUAUCUCGAGGAAGGCAAGGCUGAAGGAGCGCAAGAAACAAUGGAAAAUUAUACAUCAAGAGAAACCGGAUGCAUCUGUUAAUCACAUACACGAUAUAGCCGCUAUAGAAGAAGCAAAGAGAACUAUCGGCGAUUAUAAAUUGAAGACAUUAUCGACCUUUGAUUCGUUAUCGGAGGAACGAGAUACUCUCCUUUCAAAGCACAGAGAACUGUUUAACUGUUGGAAAAAGCUUUAUUAUCUGCAAGAAGCCUUCAACGAGAGAUUGAAGGCCGUAAGAACAGAGAAAGAACAGUUAUAUGCGCAAGUUAUAUCCUUAAUAAAAACUCUCAGAGAAAUUCACGCCGAGAUACCAUCGAGAAGCAUAAAAGCCUUCCCGUAUAUCCCUAUGUUAAAUACUGAUGCAGAAUUUCCUGAGAAAAAAAUAGCUCUUGAAAAGUAUACGAUAAAGGAGGAAAAAAUGCAACGACCGCGAUUAUCUCUUCUUCCGGAGCCGAUAUUUAUUUGCCCAGAUGAGGAAUACGAAGUGUUGCUCCUGGAUGAAGAAUUUCCGGAAACUAUAGAUAUUUCUAGCGAAGAAUUACCCUCUGUCUCGGAGAAAAAAAUCAAACUUGAUUCUAUUGCGCAGGACGAUACAUCGUUGCUUCAUUUGAGCGAUGAUUCCGACAGUCCGUGGGAAUUAGAAAUGAAAGCUGCUCGCGUGUUGCGCAGGAUAUAUGAACAAGACUGUAUAUUGCGAUACAUACAAACCAGUUACGAAAAUUUAGAUAAGAAGUUAGAUAAAUUAGAGCAUGACAGAUUGGACAUCGUCGCUGAGAAUGUUAAUAUCAAUUUAUUUUUAUUGACACUUCGUCAAGAAUAUAUUAUCCUGAAGGAAUAUGAAACAAUGGAAAAUAUGUUGCAUGACAAAGUUAAUCGUAAAAUAGACGAGAUCAUAGCAAUAAAGCAAAAAAUACAGGAGAUCACCGACAAGGCUGACAGUAAAAUGAAGGAAAUUACAAAGCUACGCAAUCAAAUUAAAGAUAUUACUUCAGAAUAUAUGAAAAAUAUAAGCGAAGAUGAAUUUCGUAAUUUUCUAUGCAGGAUAUUUAAAAAGAAGUACAAAGAGUUGAAAGAGGAUGAUGAAACUACUACGACGACUGAAACAACGUCGGAUGAAACUAACAGUGUCGAUAGUAAAGAAACAGAGUUCAUUUAUUUCGAUGUAAAUACGUGCCCUGCGAAAUGCGACAAAGAAUUAUACAAGCUAGCAUUUUCGAUGAGAGAGAAACGAUAUGCGUGCGAACACAAAAUCAAAGAUGCUCAGCAUAUUAUGGAAACUCUUCAAAAGGAAGCUGAAAUUCAGACGAAGAAGUUGAAAAUCAUAGAGAACGACUUAAAGGCGCAUAAGGAUGAUUUGAAAUUAUUUAUGCUUGAGAAACAAGGGAAAUUGAACAACGUAGAUGUCACAGUGACAAUGAAGUUGCAUCAGUUGCAGUAUCUCCAAGAAUCCGAUGUGCCGACUAAGGUGGACGAUUGCGUUGUAUUCGACAAAAAGAAAUUGUCUAAACUGUACGCGAGAAUACAGGAGUUGCACGAGGAGACGCUUGAGUUAUAUGCUAAAUAUAAACGUUCUAGAACGCACCUUCACAGAAUAAAAAUCGACUGUAAUCACAUGAGUGUUAAUAAUAAAAAACUGAAGAGUGAGAUAAAGCAAAGGAUAAUGGAAAAAUUCGGUCAGAAUGUAUCUGUGACUGAAUUGUACGAAACGAUACUACGUCGAAUGGUAUACGAUAUCAAGGCUGACUUAAACGAGACUACUAUGCAAUUUAGUAAACGAACUAAUGAGAUCAAGGAAUGCUAUGCUGAAGAAUUAAUUACAUUUAAGAACAUGAUCCGGGAACACACACAAAAGUUGAGCUUCAUGACACUUUUGGUGGAAGAACAAUCGAAGCUUAAGAAACUCUUGAGACAACAUAUUGCAUCGGGUGAGAAAAUGUUAGAAUUGGAGAAGACAUACAAGAACGAUAUAAUAAAGUUGGAAAGGAUUCUCAAAAAUCAAAUGCGACAAAAGCAUCUAUUUCAGGAGGAUAUCAAGAAUCUCAAAUUGAAGACGAAAUUGCAACACCCAAUUCAGUUUAGGGAUAUAAUGUCCUGGAACGAUAGAGACAUCAAGCCGGAGAGCGAAGAAAAUUACGAUGAGAAUUGGCAAAAUGACGAAGUAGAACAUACAAAAAGUGACGAAAAGCCAGAGUUCCCUGUGGAUGCAGAAGAUAUAUUUGAUUAGAUUGAAAGAUUUGAUCAUAUUAUAUGAAUUGAUACAUCACGAAUUUUUUUAUAAGUGCAAUGUUCACAUGGAGAAUAUAGAAAAAUUCAAAUUGUAAAACGAUAAGACAAACAGAUGAG
Messenger RNA from Harpegnathos saltator (Jerdon's jumping ant), 5327 nucleotides. RefSeq lists its product as uncharacterized. NCBI's taxonomy places the organism in Eukaryota, Metazoa, Arthropoda, Insecta, Hymenoptera, Formicidae. The coding region runs from base 1 to 5208 and encodes 1735 amino acids. Gene Ontology annotation, molecular function: protein binding. The transcript has 25 exons. The record is from RefSeq and is a predicted model, not a curated record.